Messenger RNA from Diospyros lotus (date-plum), 1319 nucleotides. RefSeq lists its product as uncharacterized. The coding region runs from base 154 to 1023 and encodes 289 amino acids. NCBI's taxonomy places the organism in Eukaryota, Viridiplantae, Streptophyta, Magnoliopsida, Ericales, Ebenaceae. The record is from RefSeq and is a predicted model, not a curated record. The transcript has 6 exons.
AUCUCGCCAUCCACUCCCUCGUCUUCAUAGUGUCAAACGCUUCCCCUCAGCCGAGUCGAAAGCACCAAAAAUAGCAGACUUCAAAGAGAGAGCCAGAGAGAGAGGAUUUGCAGGAAAAAAAAAUUGAUUCAGAGAGAGUUUGAUGAAGCAAUAAUGGCUACGAGGACGAAGAUCAGUAGGAUUCUGAGCAGCUUAACCUUCAAAGCUCCCAGUUUCGCCUCCGGCUCUCGCUCAGGCGGAGUUGCAGGACAGUCUAAUGCGUCAUUCUCAUCGGCGGUGGCGGCGGCGGCCUCGUUGGAGUCGGAGGUUGCAGGUUGGAGACUGUUGGCUCUGAAAGACUACGAGGAUGACCGGCGGGCGCUCUACGGCGGCGUCACUCACAGGGCUCUCUUGGUCGACGCCGUCGGCACUCUCGUUGUGCCUUCUCAGCCCAUGGCUCAGAUUUACAGGCAGAUCGGUGAGAAAUAUGGCGUUGAGUACUCCGAAGCUGAGAUAUUGAACAGAUAUCGCAAGGCUUACGAGCAGCCUUGGGGUAGAUCUCGGCUUAGAUAUGUUAAUGAUGGGAGGCCAUUCUGGCAAUUUAUAGUCAGUUCUUCAACUGGCUGUUCAGAUUCUGAGUACUUUGAGGAGUUGUAUAACUAUUACACCACUGAAAAGGCAUGGCACCUCUGUGAUCCGGAUGCUGAAAAGGUUUUUAAGGCUCUUAGAAAUGCUGGUGUGAAGUUGGCUGUCGUGUCAAACUUCGACACUCGUUUAAGACCUCUUUUGCGGGCUCUGAAUUGUGAUCACUGGUUUGAUGCCGUGGCAGUGUCAGCUGAAGUGGCAGCAGAGAAGCCAAAUCCGACCAUCUUUCUGAAAGCCUGCGAGUUGUUGGGAGUAAAGCCUGAGGAUGCUGUUCAUGUAGGGGAUGAUCGCAGAAAUGAUAUAUGGGGUGCCAGAGAUGCAGGAUGUGACGGUUGGCUCUGGGGGAGCGACGUUUAUUCAUUCAAAGAGGUUGCUCAGAGGAUAGGCGUUCAGGUCUGAUAUUUCCCGGUCCAGCAGCAGGAUCGAAAAUGUUACUCUUGUAUAUAAGAGGCCUCUCAUCGUGAAUCUCCUCCUAAACAGUUUGUAUAUAUGCUCUCUGCUCUUCUGUAAUCUGUACGAGGGAGAUGAGGAAAUGACGAGGAUACACAGCCUGCUUGGCGGUAGGAUAAAUUCGCAAUUAGAUGGCCUUUGUUAGAAGAAAGAGCUCUUGCUAAGAGCUCUUGGUGUUUCUCUGCCAGCUACUAGUAUUUCGUGGCUUUGUUUAUAAUAAUAAUAUAAUUUGCAAAGUUGCCUGC